GUCAUUGUAGAUUAGCAAAUUCCUCCGCUUUUCGCGAGUGGCAAUUUUUGCAAAUUUUCCAUUCACUUUCCGUAAUACAACCAAAAGAAAACUAAACCAACAUUAAACAACAUCAAAUAUUAUAGAAUUUGUGUAGAAAAUUUUAUUACAGACUACCUGUUAUUCCUACAGGACGCCACAUUCGUGUGUUACCAUGUCCAAUAAUGAAGAUUUGAUGAUUUUCUGCGUCUGGGAAUUACUGAAAAGGAUUAAUGGUUGAGCAAAGAGAUCAAUCUUGUGGAAUGGCGAAAGCAUGGGAAGCUACAUUGCGAAAAACACAAGCAGCUGCAAAGAAACGGGCACACAGCAUAUUUGGUUCAACAUCCAUUUCUCAUGUGAACGAUGAUUUCAUUGAUAAUGAGGCGAGCACUCAUCAUCAUCGUGGAAGUGACAGCAUUGAACCUGUACCUGUAGAGAAGUUCCUUCCAAAUGGAGAUUACUAUGUUGGACAAUGGUAUGAGUAUUGCCCACAUGGACAUGGGAAGUACUUGUGGACUGAUGGGUGCAUGUAUUUAGGAGAGUGGUUUAGAGGACAAGCUAUAGGGAAAGGUAGGUUUAGUUGGCCUUCAGGGGCUAUUUAUGAAGGUGAAUUUAAGAGUGGUUAUAUGGAUGGGAAAGGUGCUUAUACCGGCCCAGAAGGGGACGGUUAUAAGGGUUUUUGGGUGAUGAAUAUGAAACAUGGUUAUGGUGUAAUGACUUAUGAGAAUGGCGAUUUGUAUGAUGGAGAAUGGAGACAUGGGGUGCAAGAAGGACAAGGGAAAUACCAAUGGAGAAAUGGGAAUUGUUUCGUUGGAGAAUGGAGAAAUGGGGUGAUUUCCGGUCCUGGUGUUAUGGUAUGGGCAAAUGGAAAUUGCUUUGAAGGAUAUUGGUUUGAUUCUUUACCUAAUGGAGAAGGUAUUUUCAAAUGGGAUAACGGAUGCUACUACGAGGGUAAUUGGAGUAGAGAUCCGAAUAACAUGAGUGGUUCAUAUCAUUGUCCUGAAUCUGAAUCAUCACAUCAGGAAAAUUGGGAUCCUCAAGAGUUGUAUAAUGAGAUUUUGAGUGAGUGUAAGGUAUGUGCAAAUGAAAAGAUUACUGUAUUUCCAUCACAGAAGAAGCUCGCGGCAUGGAAGUCACAGAAAGGAACAGACUCAAGGGCUAGGCCUGCUCGAAUGUCAGUUGACUCGAGAAUAACUACUGGUGGACACAUGUUGGAUUCAGAAGGAAGUUUUUCAAGUGAAGGUAGUCAUAGAAGGAAUUCUGAUAGUGGAAGAGAUGGAGAUUUGGAUGGUCUCAGUCUUGAUAAUUGUACCAGUUUUAGGAUGGGACCAGGGACUCCAGGGAAACCACUAAGGAUACCUAAAGUAGGCAAGAAACAAGGUGAAACUAUUACUAGAGGUCAUAAAAACUUUGAGCUUAUGCUCAAUCUGCAGUUAGGAAUCAGGCAUGCUGUUGGAAGACCUGCUCCACCAACAUCCCUUGAUUUAAAGUCAUCUGCUUUCGAUCCCAAGGAAAAAGUAUGGACAAAAUUUCCAUCAGAAGGAUCUAAGUAUACUCCUCCACAUAGUUCCUGUGAAUUCAAAUGGAAAGACUACUGCCCUUUAGUUUUCAGAGCUCUGAGGAAGCUUUUUAAGGUCGAUGCAGCUGAUUACAUGUUAUCAAUCUGUGGGAAUGAAGCCCUUAGGGAGUUGUCUUCCCCCGGGAAAAGUGGGAGCUUCUUUUACUUAAGCAGUGAUGAUCGUUACAUGAUUAAGACGAUAAAGAAGACAGAAGUCAAAGUACUCCUAAGGAUGUUAUCAGCAUACUAUAAUCAUGUUCGAGCAUUUGAGAACACGCUAGUCACCAAGUUUUUCGGCCUUCAUUGUGUUAAAUUAACGGGUACAAUCCAGAAGAAAGUACGCUUCAUAAUAAUGGGGAACCUAUUCUGCACCGAGCACACCAUUCAUCGUCGUUUUGACUUGAAAGGAUCUUCACUUGGUCGCUCAACUGAUAAACCUGAGGAAGAGUUAGAUGCAAGUACAAUACUCAAAGACCUUGAUCUCAACUUUAUAUUUCGAUUGCAGAAGUCAUGGUUCCAAGAUUUCUGCAGACAAGUCGAUAGAGAUUGCGAGUUUCUGGAACAGGAGAGAAUCAUGGACUACAGUUUGCUAGUUGGCCUUCAUUUUAGGGAAGCUUCCAAAGCAGGGGACCUGAUUCCUUCUGGAUCCAGGACACCUAAUGGUUGUGAUGAACAAGAAAGUGAUCAAGGAGCUCCUCGACUUUCUAAAGUAGAUAUGGAUCAGCUUCUUAUUGAUCCAGCUUGGUGGGCUAGUGUUAGAUUAGGAAUAAACAUGCCGGCUCAAGUUGAGAGGGCAGUAAGGAAAAUGGAAGGAGAGUCACAGGUAUUAGAGCCAAUUGGAGAAUACUAUGAUGUUGUAAUGUUCUUUGGGAUUAUAGACAUACUUCAAGAUUACGACAUUAGCAAAAAACUCGAGCAUGCUUAUAAGGCAAUGCAAUAUGAUGCUACCUCAAUAUCAGCUGUAGAUCCUAAACUCUACUCCAAACGUUUUCGUGACUUUAUUUUCAAGAUUUUUGCGGAAGAUGCUUAGAACAGAACCUUUUGUCGAAUGUCGAUCGUACAUCACCAACGUAGCUUUCCUUUAUGGAGAAGCAAAGGAUGUACAUAACAGGUAUUUAUUGAACAAAAAAACAACUUUAUUAAGAU
Molecule: messenger RNA, 2722 nt
Organism: Spinacia oleracea (spinach)
Lineage: Eukaryota; Viridiplantae; Streptophyta; Magnoliopsida; Caryophyllales; Amaranthaceae
Product: phosphatidylinositol 4-phosphate 5-kinase 4
Exons: 9
Coding region: 252-2606 (784 amino acids)
Biological process (GO): phosphatidylinositol phosphate biosynthetic process
Cellular component (GO): plasma membrane
Molecular function (GO): 1-phosphatidylinositol-4-phosphate 5-kinase activity; ATP binding
Source: RefSeq, a predicted model, not a curated record